Molecule: messenger RNA, 381 nt
Organism: Triticum turgidum subsp. durum (durum wheat)
Lineage: Eukaryota; Viridiplantae; Streptophyta; Magnoliopsida; Poales; Poaceae
Source: the annotation of a GenBank genome assembly
AUGCCGCGGCCCACCACCAUCUCUGCCAUGGACCGCCUGAAGUCGGCCCAAGGGUCGUCCGUGCGCUUCACCACCGCGAAGCUUCAGGUCACAACCGCCUCCGCCGCAGCCGCCGGAGCUCCCGCUCACCCCCGACGAGGUCUCCGUUGUCGUGGAUGUCACGAGCGUCGUCUCCGCCUCGCAACCGUCGACGCUGCGGAUGUUGUACGCGCUCGGCUCCUUGUUGCAGCUGAACCACCCGCUAUCGCCGGACGACAAGGUCUGUAUGGCCACGAGGCGAGGCGUGUUGUCACCGUCGGUGGCGGCCUCAAUGACGGGAGGGAUCCCGCACCCACGCGCACAGAUGGAGGCAGUAGCAGCAGCGAGCUCGCCCCGUGCUAG